AUGGUGAUGUCAUGGCUUGCAUGUCCGAUGCCUCCUUCUAUUCGUCAAUCCAUUAUGUGGAUUGAUUCUGCUUCAGAAAUCUGGCGCGAUCUCUGUGAUCUUUUUUCCCAUGGCGAUAAAUUUCGUAUUGCUGAUCUGCAAGAAGAAUUGCAAAAUUUUAGACAAGGUGAUCUCACCGUUUCACAAUACUACACUCGAUUGCGCAUACUUUGGAAGGAACUAUUCAUGUAUCGCACGAUUAUGGCUUGUUCUUAUUCUACUACAUGUUCUUGUGGCAUUCUUUCAAAGAUUCAAAAAGAACGUGAUGAUGAUUGUGUGAUCAAAUUCCUACGAGGCCUUAAUGAUGAAUUUUCCCAAGUUCGUUCUCAAGUAAUGCUUAUGGAACCCAUGCCUGGCCUCACUCGCACUUUUUCUUUGGUUCUUCAACAAGAAUGUGAAUUCGGAGUCGAGGUGGAUUUUCUAAUAAUCGUGGCGAUGGUCGUUCUGGCAAAGGCAACAGUACUGGUGUUCACCAGAUUUUGCACCAAAUGCAAAAAGACCAACCACACCAUAGACACGUGCUUCCAAAUCUAUGGCUUUCCACCUGGAUAUAAAACUGAUGGCAAGAACACAUCCACCACUUCCAAGCCUUCUGUGAAUGUGGUAGACACUAUUUCUCCUACUACUUCUAACACUUCUGCUCAAGAUGAUGUCAAGCCUCAAAACAAUUUCAGUUUUUCCAAAGAUCAAUAUCAAGCAUUAUUGGCAUUGCUUCAACAGUCCAGGACCAGGAUUCCUCCACUUAUGUUAAUAGUGCUCACAUUUGUCCUUUGA
This is a messenger RNA of Cajanus cajan (pigeon pea), 813 nucleotides long. The record is from RefSeq and is a predicted model, not a curated record. NCBI's taxonomy places the organism in Eukaryota, Viridiplantae, Streptophyta, Magnoliopsida, Fabales, Fabaceae.